Vitis riparia (riverbank grape) is the source of this 1570-nucleotide messenger RNA. Its product is annotated as putative disease resistance protein RGA4. The record is from RefSeq and is a predicted model, not a curated record. The transcript has 2 exons. Gene Ontology annotation, molecular function: protein binding. The coding region runs from base 11 to 1222 and encodes 403 amino acids. Lineage: Eukaryota; Viridiplantae; Streptophyta; Magnoliopsida; Vitales; Vitaceae.
CUCAAUUUGGAUGGCGAAGGCCUCAUUCAUCAUCGGACAAAAUGCAAGAAUGGAGGCUAUUGGUGAGAGAUAUUUUAAUGAGCUAUUAUCGAGAUCUUUCUUUCAAGAUGUUGAGUCGCUGAUACCAGGAGUAUUUUAUGCCUUCAAAAUGCAUGAUCUUGUACAUGAUCUUGCAAUAUUUUUUGCACAACCUGAGUGUUUAACACUAAAUUUUCACACAAGAGAUAUUCCUAAAAGGGUUCAACACGCCAUAUUUUCUGAUACCGAGUGGCCCAAAGAAGAGUCUGAAGCUUUAAGAUUCUUGGAGAAGCUGAAUAAUGUUCAUACCAUUUAUUUUCAAAUGGAAAAUGUGGCCCUUAGAAGCGAAUCAUUUGUUAAGGCAUGCAUCUUGAGAUUCAAAUGUAUAUGGAUGUUGAAUUUACAAGACUCCAACUUUGAAGCAUUGCCUAAUUCUAUUGGUAGUCUGAAGCAUCUAAGAUACUUGAACCUAAGUGGGAAUAAGAGAAUCAAGAAACUCCCUAAUUCCAUUUGCAAUCUAUACCAUUUGCAAACUUUGUUACUCUUACAUUGUUCAGAACUUGAAGAAUUACCAAGAGGCAUAGGGAGUAUGAUCAGUUUGAGGACGGUAUCCAUAACAAUGAAACAAAGGGAUUUAUUUGGAAAGGAAAAAGGGUUGAGAAGCUUGAAUUCUCUUCAACAAUUACAGAUUGUUGAUUGUCUCAAUUUGGAAUUUUUAUCUAAAGGAAUGGAAAGCCUUAUUGAACUUCGAAUAUUAAUCAUUAACGAUUGUCCAAGUUUGGUUUCUUUGUCACAUGGUAUAAAACUCCUGACUGCAUUAGAGGUUUUGGUAAUUGGCAAUUGUCAAAAACUUGAAUCCAUGGAUGGGGAAGCAGAAGGACAAGAAGACAUUCAAAGCUUUGGGAGCCUACAAAUUUUGUUCUUUGAGAAUUUACCACAAUUGGAGGCUUUACCGAGGUGGCUUCUUCAUGGGCCAACAUCUAACACUUUACAUCAAUUACAUAUUUUAGAUUGCCCAAGCUUGAGAGCACUGCCAGAAAGUGGGCUACAAAAGCUCGUAUACCUUCAAAAACUUAAGAUUGAAGAUUGUCCUGAAUUGAUUGGAAGAUGCAAACCUGAAACGGGGGAAGAUUGGCAAAAAAUCGCUCAUAUACCUAAAAUAUAUCUUGAUGGAGAAAAGAUUGCAUCGUUAACCAAUAAUUAGGCGGACUGGGUGAGAAAUGGAGAGUUGACCCGGAAAUGGAGGACUAAUCAAAUAUGGUUCUUCUGCUAUGAUUGGAUGAUGCGGUUGGAAUUUGGAAGUUGGAAGAGAGUUGAUGGAGCUGGAAAUGGAGGACUGAUCAAAGCUAGUGUUUGGGUCCUUGCUUGCUUACCCGUCUUUUUCUUGAUUUGUUGCCUCAGUGCUGAAUUCUGGAGUGGUGUGCUUGUUUAUUAUUUGUCUUAUUUUCACAUAGACUCGUGUGUAAGGUUGUUUUGGUUGUUUGGAGUUUGGAGUGUGAACUUUGAUUUCCUUUACAAUAAAAGGUUGAUGGAUUCAUUUAUCAAUCAAAUA